This is a messenger RNA of Paramecium octaurelia, 2004 nucleotides long. Lineage: Eukaryota; Ciliophora; Oligohymenophorea; Peniculida; Parameciidae. The record is from the annotation of a GenBank genome assembly.
AUGACUGAUAACUUGGAUAAGUAUUACAAACUGCAUCACCCCGAAUUCCUAAGCGAGGGCAUGUAGGUGCUGAGGGAGUACAUCUACUAUUGUAAGUUUGAUUUCAUUGAAUUAUGUUUUCGAUAUGAUCAAUUCAAAGAUGGUACUAUUCAAGAGAAGGUAUUGAGAGAUGUGUUGGUUGAAGUUUCAAAAAGUUAAUUUUAUUUUACAGAGUUUGAUAUUGCAAGCAUAUUGAAAGAAGCUCCCUACAGUUCCAAUAGGAAUAUCGAUUACAGGGAAUUGUACAAAUAUUUAACGGAGUGUGAAACACCCAAGAAUUCAUUCCACGUGUUUAAGAACGCGAUUAUUAGAUAGAAGUAGAAUUCUGCUUCAAAUAAAUUAUUCUUGGAAGAAAUUCAGAAGCAUUUUGAAGAAGAAGUUUCAAAUUACUUUGAUCGUAAAGCCAUCUAUGAUUUCAAACAUUUUAAUUUGAAUCUAUUGGAUUUAGAAUUGUUGAGUUCGAAUGCAGUUAAUAUAAUGUUCGAUGACGUUGUUCAAGAGAAGAUGGCUAACUUCUCUAGACAUAAUAAUAAUAUAAUUUUGGAGAAUUUCCAAAUUUUGAUAGCCAAAAAGAUAUCAGUUCAAGCUCUACCUUAAUUGGCCUUCUAAUUUAUAGCUCCUGAGAAAAUUGAAAUGGCUCUAUUUGAUUUCUUGGGCAUCAGAAGAAAUUAAAAAAUGUUUCCGUUUCUAAUGAAAGAGCAAUUCAUAUAACUGAUAAAAGUCAAAUUAUAUAAUGUAGAAAUGACAUAUGAUGAAGCUUCUCUGCUGUAUUACUUAAUUUGGAAGAGAAACAAUUUUGGAGAAUUCAAUCUUCUGACCUUUGUUCACUUUAUCAUGGAGUGCAGACCACUGUAUUUCAAGGAAAUCAUCAAAAUGUACGAUGCAAAACAACCUCAUCUUGAAAUCAUGCAAUUACCCAAGAUCUUAAAGGAAUUUCAAGAAAUGGCAAGUAAAUAUACUACAAAUAUGCUUGCCCAAGCAUUCAAGCCCUUCCAAACUGAUGGGUUGUGCACUCUAGAAAACUUGAAGAUAGUUAUUCGAUCCUUAGAAAUUGGAUACACCCAACUAGAUUUUAAUGAAUUUAGGUACUAUUUAGCUAAUCAUGGAUUGUUUACACUUUCCAAGCAAUAACAACUAUUACUAAAGGUUUAGGAGUUCUUGCAAACUUUGGUCCAAGAGAACUUUGAGAAGCAUGACUAAACAGAAUUAACUGAUUUGGAGAAGGCCUACCAAACUCUUUUUAAAUCAAUCAUGUUAUCAAUCUUAUUAAGGUAUGAAGACAAGGCUUAGAAGAUGAUGCAAGCAGAUCAAUUGAUAGAUGAAGUCUAAUUGAGGAAAAUCAUCAACGAGGAUCUGCUAUUGGUAGAUCAAGCUAGUGUGACUAUGAUCAUUCAAUCUCUAGAGCAUAAUAAGGAACCUUCAUAUCAGCAACCUCUAAGAAUGAUUUAUUUUCCUGAAUUCAUCGAUAAACUUAGAGCCAGGUUCGUUGAUGAAAUUAAAUUGCCUGCUCCACAAUUAGUUCCUUAUGACAAGCCAGGGCCGAGUUUUAAGGAACUCGAACCCACCUUCAAUUAUAAGGAUGGAUAGUUUGUAAGGGAUCCUGAUAAAGCCUUCCAGAUUAAGCCUUUGGAUGACAGGGAAGUAUUGGAGAAGUUGAAGUAUCAUUUAAUUUAACAAUUCAAAAUAACAGGGGAGAAUGAGUAUGAGAAAUCGGAAAAAGCAGUGUAUCAACUUUGUUUGGUACUCAAAGAUUUCGAUAAAAUAAAGUGUGGUAAUAUAAGUAAGGAAUUGUUGUUUGAAAUACUGCGAGAUCUGACAGAAUUAUCAAUAUAGGAGAUCAAUAAUAUUAUGGAUUUCGCUAUGGGUGUCUCUAGGGUAGAUGAAGAUUCAUUCUCUUAUUAAUUCUUUUGUGUGCAAUUAAAUGAGUUUUAUUAAAAACAUUAAUUAAUUUUGGCUAAAAGAUGA